AUGGCCACGGAGCUGGAGGACCGCUGUCCCAUCUGCCUGGGCAGCUGGGAGGAGCCCAGCUUCGUGAUGCCAUGCCUCCACCGCUUCUGCUACCCCUGCAUCCUGCGGUGGGCUGAGACCAAGCCCGAGUGCCCCCUCUGCAAGAGGGGAAUCCGCUCCAUCCUGCACUCGGUGCGGGCGGACGAUGACUACGUGGAGCACGUCGUCACACCACCCGUGACUCCACCAGCCGUCGUCCGCCAGGGGGGAGGAGCUCCCAGGCACCCAGCCGCCCACCACCUCCAUCACCCUGGAGCACCCCAACGGUGGGCUGCAGAAGGGCUGCCCAGGCGUCCUGUGGGUGGCCUCUACACCCCAAACUGGAUGAGCGGUUUGCGCAACAACUCCACGCUCAUCCAGAUCCUGCAGCCCCUGGUCCAACGGGAGCAGGAGAUGAUGUUUGCCACCCUCAUGGGCACCCCGAACAACCGCGGGCUGGAGAGAGAGCUGCCGGGCCAGAUGCUGGGGGUCUCCCGCCAAAACCCCACGGCGACACUGGCGCGACAGCGUGCACGUGUCGCCGUGCAAGGGCGCAGCAGAGAGGCCCACCGUCUGCUGGGACGGCGGGACGGCCGUGCUGCCGGGGGGCGGGAGGGCAGCCCCGCGGGCAUCCCAGGCCCCGCUGCCUCCCAGGGAGGGUCUCUCACCCCCAGCGCAGCCCCCUCCGGCAGCCCUGCGAGACCCAGCACGGAGGAGCUGCCCGGCACCUCGUCCGCAGCCCGUGGUGGGGGUCCCGGCAGCCAGCCCUCUGCUCCCGUUGCCAUCCCCGCGGAGCAAGAGGAGCCCCAGGAGGAGCCAGGGCAGGCUGUGCCCGGGCCCUCCGCUUCCAGCCAGGGCACCGAAGGCUCCCCUGAAGGGCCCCGGCGACCCCCAAAGAGGAGGACCGGCAGCUCCGACGCCUCUCCAGCCAACAAGAGGCCAGCACCGCGGCGGUGA
This is a messenger RNA of Grus americana (Whooping crane), 975 nucleotides long. Its product is annotated as E3 ubiquitin-protein ligase rnf146-like. Gene Ontology annotation, biological process: protein monoubiquitination; protein polyubiquitination. The record is from RefSeq and is a predicted model, not a curated record. Lineage: Eukaryota; Metazoa; Chordata; Aves; Gruiformes; Gruidae. The transcript has a single exon. Gene Ontology annotation, molecular function: ubiquitin protein ligase activity. Bases 1 to 975 code for a protein of 324 amino acids.